AUGAAGGUAUCGCUGAAUAUUGUCACACCCCUGCUGGUCUUGAGUUCUGUUGUAUCAGGUAGCCUAUCGGGAUACGGUAUCUGCCAGGCAGGAUGUGCAGGUAUCGAUUUACAUGAGGAGCCACUAUGGGUGCAACUGCACCUGCAACCAUACUUGCCUGUAAUUUGGACUCAUCAUUUGGAGCCUGCCAAUCUGCUUGUGUAUAUGUAUUGUUGA
This is a messenger RNA of Penicillium cosmopolitanum, 216 nucleotides long. RefSeq lists its product as uncharacterized. The coding region runs from base 1 to 216 and encodes 71 amino acids. The transcript has 2 exons. The record is from RefSeq and is a predicted model, not a curated record. Lineage: Eukaryota; Fungi; Ascomycota; Eurotiomycetes; Eurotiales; Aspergillaceae.